CGGCGGAGAGCGGCCGGGACUAGCAGAGCGGAGCUGCCCCGGUCAGGGAUGUGAGUGUGGCCACCCGAAUGAUGGGGGAGGGCCCCUAGUCUUCAGCACUCUGUCACCUACCCCACCAUCAUCAUCACCCCUCGGCCGCGCCAUGUCGGGGAAGGAGAACCCGUGCAAGAAGUUCCAGGCCAAUAUCUUCAACAAGAGCAAAUGUCAGAACUGCUUCAAGCCUCGGGAGUCCCACCUCCUGUCCGACGAGGACCUCAACCAGGCCAAGCCCAUUUAUGGAGGAUGGCUGCUCCUGGCUCCUGAAGGCACGGACUUCGACAAUCCUAUGCACCGAUCAAGAAAAUGGCAGCGGAGGUUCUUCAUCCUGUACGAGCACGGCCUGCUGCGAUACGCCUUGGACGAAAUGCCCACAACCCUCCCUCAGGGGACGAUCAACAUGAACCAGUGUACGGACGUGAUCGAGGCCGAGAGCCGCACUGGGCAGAAGUACUCUCUCUGCAUCCUCACCCCCGAGGAGCACUUCAUCCGGGCCGAGAACAAGGAGAUCAUUAAUGGUUGGUUGGAGAUGUUGAUUGUGUACCCGAAGACCAACAAGCAGAAUCAGAAGAAGAAGAGGAAAGUGGAGCCCCCCACUCCGCAGGAACCCGGACCAGCAAAAAUGGCAGCAACCAGUACCGGGAUCCCUAGCGCUGAGAAGGUUCCAGCCACCAAAUCCACGCUGUGGCAGGAGGAGGUGAAGGGCAAAAAUGGGCAGGACAGCAGCAGCAGCAGCAGUCCCCUGCAGAGCCCGGUUCAGAUGCCCUCCUCCCCAAGCGAGCCAGCGCAGGACAACAAAGGAGAAGGAGGAAUGGUAAACGGAGAUCGCGUCGACGUCGGGCGUAAAACGCGCGUGGAAAGCGGCUACUUCUCAUUAGAGAAGACGAAAGAUUUGAAAAGCGAAGAGCAGCCCUUACAAACACCGUCCUCGCCCUCCACGCCUGACCCCCCAAGCAGGUAUAGUGUCUACGAAACUCUUGACCAGGAACAAGACCCCUUUUCUCCCCCAGGUAACGGCCACUGCCAACUACAGGAGCUAGAACCGGAUCCGAGAACGCCAUCCGUCCCCCUUUUCCCGGCCAACAGAGAGUAUACCCUUCUGGCUGACGUCCCACGAGCACGACGGAUCUCGCACAGAGACCUCUUCCAGGUAGAGAAGAAAAAGCUGGAGCAGAUUUCGCGGGCGCGAAGCCCAGGGAGGGAGGAAGUGGCGCGUCUUUUUGGCCAACGACGGAGGCGCUCUCUGGUUAUUGAGAAGUUCGAAGCUCUGGAUAUAGAGAAGCCAGAACACAUGGAGACCAAUUGUUCCUCCGCCCCGACAAGCGAAGCCCGACAGGGACGCAGUGAAAAGCGCACCUUUCCCAGGAAAAGGGAUGAGACCGGGGUGUCCUCCAUUCCAGAUGUUUCUGGCUCUCAUAUGACAUCGUAUCGAAGAGCAAAAUCCCUGGAUCGCAGGUCUACAGAGUCCUCCAUGACGCCCGACCUCCUGAACUUCAAGAAAGGCUGGUUGACCAAGCAAUACCCAGAUGGGCAGUGGAAGAAGCAUUGGUUUGUAUUGACAGACCAGAAUCUGAGGUAUUACAGGGACUCCGUGGCAGAAGAGGCAGCCGACUUGGAUGGGGAAAUCGACUUGUCAACUUGUCACGAUGUCACAGAGUUUCCAGUGCAGAGGAAUUAUGGAUUUCAAAUUCAUACUAAGGAGGGGGAGUUCAUCCUUUCUGCAAUGACCUCGGGCAUCCGGAGAAACUGGAUACAGACCAUCAUGAAGCAUGUGCGACCCAACACUGCCCCUGACGUCACCAGGAAAGGCUUCUCUCUGAAAUUGUCUGUGCUGAAGCCCAGUUCUCUGCCAGAGGAGAAGACUAAGGCUCCAUCUUCAUUCGUCUCCAGUUCCAUGCAGAGCGAUAAGCAAGACUCUGAGCACUCAGAUGCUGAUGGGGAGCAAAAGAGAAGCCGGGCAAGGGAACGCAGGAGAGAAGGACGCUCGAAAACCUUCGACUGGGCUGAAUUCCGACCCAUCCAGCAAGCACUGGCUCAGGAAAGGGCGCAGGCGGCCGAAGCCUUGAAGUCUGUAUCUUGUUAUGACACCAUGGACUCAAAGAACGACCUAGUGGAGCUUGAAAGAGAGAGGGCUCGGAGAAGGGAAGAACGCAGGAAGAGGUUCGAAAGCUCAGAUUCCAUGGAGGAACCCUCAGGAGAAGAAAGCUCUCGCAUGGAGGUGGACAAGGGACCGGCAUGGUCAGAUUCCGUUGACGGUCGACCAAAUGUCCAAGUGGAAAUCGAGCACCGUUGGCAGCAGGUGGAAACAACCCCGCUGCGAGAGGAGAAACAGAUACCCAUCGCUCCCCUGCCAGUGAGCCCUUCUAAAAAAUACCCGGUGGAAGAUAUCACCGUCCUCUUGGAAAGACAGCUGGAGCAGUCUCGUAAGGAAGUGUCCGAUCUCCUGGCGGAAAACCUCCUCUUGCAGCAUCGGCUAAAGGAGGCUUUGGUGCAGCACCAACACGCCCCUGACGGAUACAUUUUACAGGCCACAUGUGAACGAGGCUUUGCCGCCAUGGAAGAGACCCACCUGAAGAAGAUUGAGGACCUCCAGAGACAACACCACCGGGAGCUGGAGAAGCUGCGAGAUGAGAAGGACCGUUUGUUGGCAGAAGAGACUGCAGCCACCAUCUCAGCCAUUGAAGCAAUGAGGAAUGCCCACCGCGAGGAGCUUGAGAGAGAGCUGGGGAAAACCCACCGCUCCCAAAUCAGUAGCGUUAAUGCGGACGUGGAUUCUCUGCGGAGGCAGUACCUGGAGGAGCUGCAGUCUGUGCAGAGAGAGUUGGAGGUCCUCUCCGAGCAAUAUUCUCAGAAAUGUCUGGAGAACGCCCACCUUGCUCAGGCGCUGGAGGCGGAACGCCAAGCUUUGCGCCAGUGUCAGCGAGAGAACCAAGAGCUGAAUGCACACAACCAGGAGUUAAAUAACCGCCUGGCCAGUGAGAUAACACGGCUAAGAAACCUGGUAACAGGAGAUGGGGUGGUAUCGCCCCUGACCCAGGGGAAGGACGUUUAUGAACUUGAGGUCCUUCUACGGGUGAAGGAGUCAGAAAUCCAGUAUCAGAAACAGGAGAUCAGCUCCCUUAAAGAUGAGCUGCAGACAGCUCUGAGGGAUAAGAAGUACGCCAGCGACAAGUACAAAGACAUCUACACAGAGCUGAGCAACGUGAAGGCCAAGGCCGAAUGUGACAUCACCCGGCUGAAAGAGCAGCUGAAAACAGCCACCGAGAUGCUGGGGGAGAAAACCUCUGAGACGGCAUCGGUGUCUGGAUAUGAUAUCAUGAAAUCUAAGAGCAACCCAGAUUUCCUGAAGAAUGACAGGUCCAGCAUUAACAGACAGCUGCGGAAUAUCAGGUCCAAGAGCCUGAAGGAGGGGCUAACGGUCCAGGAGCGCCUCAAAAUCUUCGAAUCCCAAGACUAUAAGAAACACUAACAG
Messenger RNA from Nanorana parkeri, 3508 nucleotides. It is a transcript of the gene MPRIP, whose product is annotated as myosin phosphatase Rho interacting protein. Gene Ontology annotation, molecular function: actin filament binding. NCBI's taxonomy places the organism in Eukaryota, Metazoa, Chordata, Amphibia, Anura, Dicroglossidae. Gene Ontology annotation, biological process: actin filament organization. The coding region runs from base 143 to 3505 and encodes 1120 amino acids. Gene Ontology annotation, cellular component: actin cytoskeleton. The transcript is spliced from 24 exons. The record is from RefSeq and is a predicted model, not a curated record.